AGAUCAAACAAUCUUUGCAUGGAUAACACAAUGCCUAACCAUUUGACUAAAAAGUUUUAGUUAUUGAGAUAAGAGCCGGUGUGCUGCAUUGAAAAGUAGGUCUGUACUUACAAAAAAAUACGUUUAAGGACAAUAAUACUGUAGAUAAAAACAAUAUUAUGUAUUUUAUGUAUAUGACAAUGAAAUAUGUUAGAGUUACCCAAACACUUCCUGUGUGGGUUUAUGAAACAAGGGGUCGUGGGCUGGUGGUCUUGUGGCAAGAAUAACUGAGGUGCAUUUGAUUUUUCAAUUUAAUAGGAUCCAAAAAUCUAAAACCUCACCUUAUCACAAAACAAAAGGAAGUGAAAAGGAAAGAAAAAACCUGUCAUGCUGCUGCAAGUGAGAAUGAUAAAAGUCUUCCUGUCUGUACCUCCCCCUGAAAGCCAGACGCGUUCUCAUAAACAACUGUAUGAUAGUGCAAAGCAUAAUUCAGCAGAAACGAGAAAGUGGUUGCAUAUCUGGUGGCUCCAUUUGCUGUCACGUCCGCUGUCAUGAAGUGUGACCACAAGAAAUUUAUUUUACUUCUUUCAUUCGCGGUGUAUUUGAUUCUUAAAGUGGAAUCGAAGCAUGAGAAAGAAAUAACAGUUAGUGUUAUAACAGGAGAUAAUGUGACAGCUAACUUCACGUUUAAACAUUCUGGUAUCAACAGUCCAUCCAGCGUACUUACUUUGUACAAAAAUGACAACAAGAUAGAAAGUUGCAAACAAACUACCAAAAAUUGCUUUGUAAGGUUUGUAAUCAGUAAUGUGGAUGAAAACAACACUGCAACAUUAUACAUUAUAAAUAUCACAUCGGAAGAUGAUGGAAAAUAUUACAUUGGUCUGCACGAUGAUGUCAAGCCUAUGAUUAUAAGCAAUGAAAUCUUUACAAUUAAACCACGUGAUAAAACAAACGAAAGCAGCACGACAUCUGUGCCUAAAACCACAGUAAAUGACUCCCCUAAACCAGAGGAGACAUCUGUACAAACCUUCAUUUACAUCAGUGCAUCAGUCUUAAUGUUUAUAUGUAUAUUUGUGGGCCUGCUGUGUUGGUUUCAUAGGACCUGCUCAAGAAAACCAGCCACAGAUAACCCUCAAGCCCAAAGCAAUGGCACAACACAAGGGGAUUUGGGGAGAUCUGGCGGUGUGUCCGUCAGCUGUGUGGAAUACGGCGAGUUAGACUUUCAAAACCGACCCACAAGAGAUGACAGAGUAAAACAUGCCGAGGUGACAUCAAAGGACCAAGACAGCGUGGAAUAUGCUGCUAUCAUUUUCCCUCAGCAAAAACAAAUACCAGGUGGGCGGAUGAGAGAUAAUCAGCGAGCACAUCCCGUUACCAGAUAAACAUUGCAUAAAGUGUCCACUAAGCAUUUUUUUUACUUUUUUGUGCACCUAAUGUAUAAUACUUUGGGAGGUUUAUUUUGUUAUACUUGAUUAGAAAAAGGACAUUCAUAAAUUUUUCUGAUACUGUUAACUUGUAACAAGUGCCUACGCACAUCAUACAUGCUUCUCAUUGUUAGUUAAGGCAUAAUGACACUGUAAAAAUGUCACUGAGUGCAACACUUAGUCACAUAAUGAGGUGCUAACCACAGAAGCCCCCUUGAAGGAAUUGCUACUUGAAUAUUGCUCUGUUUUUGUUUUAUGUGGUGCCCACAGGCUUACUGUACUUCAUUCUCGCGGUGGUCGCUAAAUUGCAUGUGGCCUUUAAUCAUUUUUUGAGUGGGCUGCUUCUAUCCUGGGCCUAAUGAGUAGAAUUUUGAGAAGCUUAUACACGGUUUCAGCAGUAACAACAUAAACUAAUAAAUAAAUAACAACAAAGUACUUUAAACGUAGUUUAUAUAUAUAGAUAACAAGCAAAAUAAACAACACGUAGAUUACCUACACUGAAAAAAAAUUCUGUAGAAAUUACAGUAUUACUAGGUAUUGCUGGCAACUACCUGCCAGUAACUUACUGUAGAUUUUACAUUUAUGUUAUUUACUGGCAACAGUUUGUUCAAAGUUAAAUGAACAUGAAACAUUUUCAGUCUUUAUCUUCUACAGUAAGUUACUGGCAACCAGCUGCAUAAUUACAGCUAAUUUUUUACAGUG
Messenger RNA from Misgurnus anguillicaudatus (oriental weatherfish), 2105 nucleotides. RefSeq lists its product as uncharacterized. The record is from RefSeq and is a predicted model, not a curated record. Gene Ontology annotation, cellular component: membrane; external side of plasma membrane. Lineage: Eukaryota; Metazoa; Chordata; Actinopteri; Cypriniformes; Cobitidae. Gene Ontology annotation, biological process: negative regulation of immune response; positive regulation of T cell apoptotic process.